This is a messenger RNA of Ipomoea nil (Japanese morning glory), 1551 nucleotides long. RefSeq names its product protochlorophyllide reductase. Lineage: Eukaryota; Viridiplantae; Streptophyta; Magnoliopsida; Solanales; Convolvulaceae. The transcript is spliced from 5 exons. Gene Ontology annotation, molecular function: protochlorophyllide reductase activity. The record is from RefSeq and is a predicted model, not a curated record. Bases 97 to 1278 code for a protein of 393 amino acids.
UGGCUAAAACUGGGACACACAGACAGACUAAAAAGGAUUUUUUCCCCAUUUCCAGACAUUUACAAAAGAUUUCUUUGGUGUAGUAAAGCUCUAAUAAUGGCACUCCAAUCAGCUUCUUUUCUCCCCUCUGCUCUCUCCAUUCACAAAGAGGGUAAAUCUUUGAAGGAGACAACCUUUUAUGGAGUUGCAUUGCCAUGCAACCCUAAAGCUCAAUUUAGCCAUUCUUCUUGCACCAAGGAAUGGGGAAGGAAGUUAGUAGUUGGACCUGUAAGAGCACAAACUGCUGUAACUACUCCAGUCCAGUCUAUACCAGAAGAGAAGAAGACAUUGAGGAAAGGCUGUGUGAUCAUCACGGGAGCCUCCUCGGGUUUAGGACUAGCGACUGCGAAGGCUCUUGCUGAAACGGGGAAGUGGCAUGUGAUCAUGGCGUGCAGGAAUUUUCUGAAGGCUGAGACGGCUGCUAAAAAAGCCGGGAUGCCAAAAGAGAACUACACGGUUAUGCACCUCGACCUUGCUUCACUUGACAGUGUUCGCCAAUUUGUAGACACCUUCAGGCGUUCCGAGAGGCCACUUGACGUGCUGGUCUGUAAUGCUGCUGUCUACUUCCCCACUGCCAAAGAGCCGACAUUUACUGCUGAAGGGUUUGAGCUUAGCGUUGGGACUAACCACCUCGGGCAUUUCCUGCUUUCAAGGUUGUUGCUGGAUGAUCUGAAGCAAUCAGAUUAUCCACAAAAGCGGCUCAUAAUUGUUGGCUCCAUCACAGGAAACACAAACACGUUGGCUGGAAACGUGCCACCAAAAGCUAAUCUUGGAGAUCUAAGGGGACUAAAAGGGGGGUUGAAUGGAACCCAAAGUUCACCCAUGAUAGACGGGGGAGAAUUUGAUGGCGCAAAGGCCUACAAAGAUAGCAAAGUCUGCAACAUGCUUACCAUGCAAGAAUUCCACAGGCGUUACCAUGAGGAGACUGGCGUCGCCUUUGCUUCCCUCUACCCCGGGUGCAUUGCUGAAACCGGCCUGUUUAGGGAACACAUUCCCUUGUUCAGGCUCCUCUUCCCUCCCUUCCAGAAAUACAUCACAAAAGGAUAUGUAUCAGAAGACGAGGCUGGAAAAAGACUAGCACAGGUAGUAAGUGAUCCAAGUUUAUCAAAAUCGGGCGUCUACUGGAGCUGGAAUUCUAACUCUUCCUCGUUCGAGAACAGGCUCUCUAAAGAAGCUAGCGAUGCAGAGAAAGCAAGAAAACUAUGGGAGGUAAGCGAGAAACUUGUUGGAUUGGCUUAAAUGCUACCCAGAGCAGGAUAUGAGCUAGCCAAGACACCCAUAUUUCAGAAACUACAGAUACCAAGGAAAACUGAGAAAUAGCUCAAUUAUAAGUCUAGCUUAAUACUGUAAGGUCCCUUGUAUGCAAUUUUUCAGGAGUUUUAAGAGAGUUUCUAGCUUUCCUAGCUUGUGUGGAAGGCUAUUAGUUUGUCUACUUCAGAUAGUUGCCUGGUAUAUUUUGUGUAGCAUCAGCAGAUACAAAUCAAAAUAAUAUCCUAUCAACAAAAUUAAUUA